This is a messenger RNA of Moneuplotes crassus, 1301 nucleotides long. Lineage: Eukaryota; Ciliophora; Spirotrichea; Euplotida; Euplotidae. The record is from the annotation of a GenBank genome assembly.
AGGGAAGGAAGAUUGUCUACUGGAAGUUCCUCCAGCAGAAUACACUCACUCCGAAGGAGUGAGGGAUUCAGAGGAAGGAACCACCAGAAAAUAAUCUGAGCGACUCCAUUGCACAAUAUAUGAAAUUACAGCAAGACACUUUGCAUGAGCUAUUGAAGAGGAAGCAGGCUAGUCUUUAAGUCUUUCAAGGCUAGGCAAACCCAGAGUAAAUCUCCACUGAGGAUCAAAUUUGGUCAGGAAUCCAAUCAAAUUUUGACUGGGGAUGAUGCAAAGGUUAGCAACUUAAGAGGCAGGAAUAAAGCAAACUUUAUUCUUCUGGGCACCGGCAAUGUGGAUCGCCCCGAAGGUGAAGCGGGAAGUUCGCCAGGUUUCAGAGACCCAAAAUCGAAACUUUUCGGCAAAAUUGAUUUUAAAUAAGCUGAAUCAGAGGAAGUCUGUGGAGAAAAAUCAGAAAUGUGAUCAGUUUGAUAAGAUUCUGGUGCCAGAUGUAUUCUUGCCUCAGAGCCAGGGAUGAGCUCCCACAAAGAUAGACAGAAUUCUAAGAACUGAACUCAACCGGAGUACAGAUUUGCCACAGCAUCAGAAAGAUAAUUUAGCCCCUAGCAGGAACUCGCAAGAGUUAAGCAGCUUGAAUAGUAAGAAAAAGCCCAUCUGGAUGAGCUCAGAGUUCAGGCUGAAAGCAGGGAAUACCCCUCUUCCAGCUAUUUUCUCGAAUCAUUCUCUUUCACAGUCCUCAAGUCGAGAAAGAUCUGGCUUAGGCAUUAAGAAAGUGCUGCUUGCGAAGCGGAGGAGAGGGGCUAAGUCAAAAUUUAGGAUACCUCAGAAUUGGAGAAAAGCCCAGGGUGAAGUCCUUGAACCAGACCAAAGGGGUUCGGGCAAGUACUCUUAUUUCACUUCUGCUCAGAUCCUUAACUCAAGAAUUUCAAACAGAAAUCUCACAGUUGACGGAUCUGUAGAUCUUACAGCUAAACGAAUGAAGAUCAAUUGGGCUCCGGAAAUGUCUUCUCGAUAUAGCUCAAUAUCUCGCAAAAAGCUGCCUAAGAGGAUGGCUCACAAUUAGCCACAAUAAAAAGCUGAGGUUUAGGUGAAAGUACCAGAGCUCAAAAAAUGCCAAAAGGGAUAGCAGAGCUUUGAAGGGUAGAUCAAGCUUUGAAUUAUCUGAUUCUCAGACUAAAAUGUCUACUCUUGCUGUCAGGAAGAGAGAAAGCAAGGUUACCCAGACAUCGACGAAGGAGCAUGAAGAUAGCUUAAACAACCAUAUGAAUAUGUGUAUAUUAGAUUCUUCGUAGUGCAAGUUUUCA